CAACAUCAUAGCACGAUGUGAAAUCUCAAAGCACCUCUAUAAAUAUAUAAUGCCCAUCUAACCAAUGGUGCCACAAUCAAGAUACGACCUUGUUCCUCUACUCAUUUCUUAUAUAUAUAUAUUUAUAAAUCUAUCUGUGAGUUCAUUUGUUGAUCAAUAGCUUCUUGAAUUGCUUGACGCCUUGCUCCUAAGGCCUUCUGAGCAAAAGCAACAAUGAGCUUCAGAGCUCUUUUACUUUGGUGCAUAUGGUUGGGUUUGUUUCAGUUAUCACUUGGAGCAAGGGUGAGGCACUACAAGUUUGAUGUGGAGUACAUGAUCAAGACACCAGAUUGCGUGGAGCACGUUGUGAUGGGAAUCAACGGUCAGUUUCCAGGCCCAACUAUCCGAGCUGAAGUUGGAGACACCCUUGACAUUGCACUUACCAACAAACUUUUCACAGAGGGAACUGUUAUCCACUGGCAUGGAAUCAGACAGCUCGGAACUCCUUGGGCAGAUGGAACUGCUGCCAUCUCACAGUGUGCUAUAAACCCAGGAGAAACUUUUCAUUAUAGAUUCACUGUUGACAGGCCUGGUACAUAUUUCUAUCAUGGACACUAUGGUAUGCAGAGAGCAGCAGGGUUGUAUGGUUCUUUGAUAGUAGAUUUACCAAAGGGUCAAAACGAGCCAUUCCAUUAUGAUGGUGAGUUCAACCUGCUACUGAGUGAUUUGUGGCAAACAAGUUCACAUGAACAAGAGGUUGGCCUCUCUUCCAAACCAUUCAAAUGGAUCGGUGAACCUCAGACUCUGUUAAUCAAUGGACGAGGACAGUUCAAUUGUUCCCUUGCAGCAAAAUUUAUCAACACCACCUUACCCCAAUGCAAUUUUAAAGGUGGGGAAGAAUGUUCACCUCAGAUUCUCCAUGUGGAGCCAAACAAGACCUAUAGGAUCAGGAUUGCUAGUACCACAUCAUUAGCUUCCCUCAAUUUGGCCAUUUCAAAUCACAAACUGGUUGUGGUGGAAGCUGAUGGAAACUACGUGACACCAUUCGCGGUUGAUGACAUGGACAUAUACUCUGGUGAAACCUACUCAGUGCUCCUAACCACAGAUCAAGACCCAAAAAAAAACUAUUGGCUUUCAAUUGGGGUUAGAGGAAGAAAGCCCAAUACCCCACAAGGCUUAACCAUUCUUAACUACAAGGCAAUCUCUGCCUCAGUUUUUCCAACUUCACCACCACCCAUCACUCCCCUAUGGAAUGAUUUUGAGCGUAGCAAAGCCUUUACUAAGAAAAUCAUUGCCAAGAUGGGAACUCCACAACCUCCAAAGUUCUCUCACCGUAGAAUUCUGCUUCUCAACACACAAAACAAAGUUGAUGGAUUCACCAAAUGGGCCAUUAACAACGUGUCAUUAACAUUGCCACCAACACCUUACUUGGGAUCCAUCAAGUUUAAGCUAAACAAUGCCUUUGACACAAAGCCUCCUCCAGAGAAUUUCCAACAGCAAUAUGACGUAUUCAACCCUCCAGUGAACCCUAAUGCAACUAUUGGUAAUGGGGUUUACAUGUUUCAGCUGAAUGAGGUUAUCGAUGUGAUACUACAGAAUGCAAACCAGUUAACUGGGAAUGGCAGUGAGAUUCACCCUUGGCAUUUGCAUGGCCAUGAUUUCUGGGUUUUGGGGUAUGGAGAUGGAAAAUUCAAACUUGGAGAUGAGAAGAAAUUCAACUUGACUCAUGCACCAUUGAGGAACACUGCAGUGAUAUUUCCCUAUGGUUGGACUGCAUUGAGGUUUAAGGCAGAUAACCCUGGAGUUUGGGCUUUUCAUUGCCACAUUGAGCCUCAUUUGCACAUGGGAAUGGGUGUGAUUUUUGCUGAGGCUGUUCAGAAAGUGAAGAAAAUACCUUCAGAAGCUCUAACAUGUGGUCUUACUGGGAAGUUCUUAAACAAGGGACACUACUGAUCAAACUAGCCAAUCAUGCUUCGCCUUAAUUUGCUAAGAGCAGCUUUCUAUCUUCUCUCUCUGUCUCUGUUCUCACUUUGUGGGUUUUAUCACGUAUUGAUUUUGUUCUAGAAUUCUUGAUUACCUCACAUAGGGUAGUCAUCUCUUCCGUUCUGUUUUAUUAUUAUUAUUUUUUUCUUGCAAUUUUGUGUAACUCAUUAAUUUAUGAGAAAGAUGUGUAGUGGAGUAUCACCUGAGUGCCUUUUUAUAUGUUUGCUUUGAUAUGUAAU
Molecule: messenger RNA, 2201 nt
Organism: Gastrolobium bilobum
Lineage: Eukaryota; Viridiplantae; Streptophyta; Magnoliopsida; Fabales; Fabaceae
Product: L-ascorbate oxidase-like
Exons: 5
Coding region: 214-1932 (572 amino acids)
Cellular component (GO): extracellular region; plasmodesma
Molecular function (GO): copper ion binding; oxidoreductase activity
Source: RefSeq, a predicted model, not a curated record